GCAAUGAGCGCCACCGGGCCAACAGGAAUUGAUCUUUCAGCGGAUCAACGGCCAAAGAUUGUAGCUGUGCUAAUUACGACUUGGAUCCUGGCCUUUUUGACGGUCUCGCUAAGAUUCACCGCUCGAAUUUUGGUCAAAGCCGGACUGUGGUGGGAUGAUUGGGUGGUUCUAUCGUCGCUGAGUCCAGCGACUAAUCUAUGUACAAACAAACAUGCAGACGUUCGACAUGGGUUAGGGCUGCAUCUCUGGGCUGCGCCUCCCGGCUCGGUCUCAGCCUUCCUCAAAUCCUUGGUCAUUGCAGAGCUCUUCUAUGUGGCCGCCACCGUUGCCAUCAAACUUUCUAUUCUGCUCUCCUACCGACGAAGUUUCCGAGUUCCUCACGUGCAGAAGGCGACCACAUUUGUUGCCUGGAUCGUGUUUGCCUGGGCUCUAGCUUGUAUCCUCAUUGUUUGCUUCCAAUGCAUCCCCUUGCAGGGGUAUUGGGACAAGAGCAUCCCGGCCAAAUGUGGAGUCAACAACCGCGAUUACUUUCUGGGAAAGUCCAUCCCGGACACGGUCACCGACAUUGGGAUUCUGAUGAUCCCAAUGAGAGCCAUCUGGGAGCUGCACACCACCCGGACGCAGAAGACAAUUCUCACCCUGACUUUUUUGAUGGGGGGCCUCGUGAUUGUCAUCUCCAUCAUCCGACUCGUCUGCCUCAUGAGUGUCGAUCUUAGCUCCGAAGACAUUACGUGGAAUUUCGUCCCGUAUCUGAUCUGGACCUGCGUAGAGCUGAACAUCGGCACCGUUGCUGCUUGUUUGCCUUGCCUGCGGCCCGUUUACACAUAUUUCAGGGAGAAGACGGGGCUAUCUGGUAGUCGUCCCAGCGCGGGGUCCUUUCCGAACCCCCAAGGCAAGAUUUGUUCUGGCCGCACUCCGUGGCGGCUGUUUUCGGAUGAUGACGAGUACCGGUAUGGAGAUCAGGUUCCUAUGCAGGCUGGCGGGGGGAUCACCGUCCACCAUGACUACUUGGUGCAGACAAAAAGCGCCUCACGCAGUGGCGGCGACGUGCCAUCCCAUUAA
This is a messenger RNA of Aspergillus fijiensis CBS 313.89, 1062 nucleotides long. RefSeq lists its product as uncharacterized. The record is from RefSeq and is a predicted model, not a curated record. Bases 4 to 1062 code for a protein of 352 amino acids. Lineage: Eukaryota; Fungi; Ascomycota; Eurotiomycetes; Eurotiales; Aspergillaceae. The transcript has 5 exons.